Schistocerca serialis cubense is the source of this 2269-nucleotide messenger RNA. Its product is annotated as hemocyanin-like. The transcript is spliced from 12 exons. The coding region runs from base 1 to 2037 and encodes 678 amino acids. The record is from RefSeq and is a predicted model, not a curated record. Gene Ontology annotation, molecular function: oxidoreductase activity. Lineage: Eukaryota; Metazoa; Arthropoda; Insecta; Orthoptera; Acrididae.
AUGAAGCUGCUCCUGGCCGUGGCCGCGCUCUGCGCAUGCGUGGUAGCAGUCCCCGUCCCAGAAGACAAGGCCGAUGCAGUGUUCCUGAAGAGACAGCUGCUGGUUCUGAAGCUGCUCAAACACAUCGGCCAGCCCGUGGCAGACCCCGACCUCGUCAGCAUCAAGAACUCUUAUGUACCGCUCAACAACCUCGAGAAGUACUCGGACCCGGAGGCGGUGCGGCGGUGCUGCAGCUACGUGUCGACCGGGCGGUCGCUGGCGAGGAACGCGGUGUUCAGCCUGUUCGACGAGCGCCACCGCGAAGAGAUGGUGGCGGUGUUCGAGGCGCUGUACGCGGCGCGCGACUUCGACGCGCUGCUGGGCACGGCGGUGUUCCUGCGCGACCGCCUCAACCCGCGCCUCUUCCUGUACGCGCUCAGCGUGGCGCUGCUCCACCGGCGAGACUGCCGCGGCCUCACGCUGCCCCCCGCCUACGAGAUCACGCCGCACAUGUUCCUCACCACCGACGUCGUGCGCCGGGCCUACCAGGCCAGGAUGCGGCUCAAACCAACUAUCAUCCCUAUGAAAUUUACUGGCUCGGUGAACAACCCGGAACAGAGGGUAGCGUACUUCGGUGAGGACUUGGGCAUGAACUCGCACCAUCAGCACUGGCACAUGGACUUCCCGUUCUGGUGGAAGCCGACCUACGACCAACCCAAGGACCGCAAGGGAGAACUCUUCUUCUACAUGCACCACCAAAUGACCGCCAGAUUCGACGCCGAGCGGCUGUCCAAUGACCUGCCGCCGGUGCGGCCGCUGGGCUGGUACGAGCAGAUCGAGGAGGGCUUCGCGCCGGGCGCCAUGUACGAGAACGGCCAGGAGUUCCCCAUGCGACCCGACCGCGUUAGCUUCCGCGACCUGCCCUGGCUGCGCAUCUCCAGCAUGCAGGCCUACGAGGACCGCAUCCGGGACGCCAUCGCUGCCGGAUUCGUCAGAACGCCGACGGGGGUGCAGUACCUGAACGAGACGGACGGCAUCAACGUGCUGGGUGAGAUCAUCGAGUCGUCCAGACACAGCGUGAACCCACUGUACUACGGCCAGCUGCACAACGAUGCCCACGUGCUGCUCUCCAAGAUCGUCGACCCUGACCAGCGCUACGGGAUGCCGCCCGGCGUGAUGGAGCACUUCGAAACAGCCACCAGGGACCCCGCCUUCUUCCGGCUACACAAGCACAUCGACAACCUGUUCUACGAGCACAAGAACCGCCUGCAGCCCUACAGGCGAGAAGAGCUGAACUUCCCAGGCGUGCAAGUGGAAGCGGUCAAGGUGGUGGGCACGUGCAAGGCCAGCGUCCCCAACCUGCUGGUCACCUACUUCGACGAGACUCACGUCGAUCUCGGCAACGCUGUGGAGUCCGACUACAAGACGGAAGUCAACAUCAAGGCUGUGGUGAACCGCCUGAACCACGAACCGUUCCGCUACGUCAUCACCGUGAGGUCAGACCGCGAGGUGAAUGGUCUGGUGCGCAUCUUCCUGGCGCCUAAGCUCAACUGGUUCGGCCAACAGGUGCCGCUCAAAGACCUCCGCUGGAGCACCAUCGAGCUCGACAAGUUCCCCGUCAAGUUGAGGGUGGGCGAGAACGUGGUGGUCCGCAGCUCUGAAGACUCCUCGGUGACCAUCCCAGAGCCGCGCAGCUUCCCAGAUCUCGUCAAGGACGUGGAAGCCGCCAUGCGGGGAGAGCAGGAGUUCGCCCUAGACAAGUACCACCGCCACUGUGGGUUCCCACACCGCCUGUUGCUGCCCAAGGGUAAGCAGGAGGGCAUGCCCUACCUGCUUUACGUCACCGUCACCGACUACCAGAAGGACGUGGUUGACGACAAGAUGACUCCUGAUGACAUCGAGAGCCUGACCUCCCUCAGCUACUGCGGAGUGCUGGAAGGCAAGAUACCCGACCGCAGGCCGCUCGGUUUCCCCUUCGACCGCAGAAUCGAGUCUGUCGAUGAAUUCAUGACACCCAACUCCAAAGUCAUCGAGAUCACCAUCAAGAACGCCAAGUAGCAAGUAAUGCCCACCUGAGAACCAGACAUGCCCACCGGACUCGAACAGAACAACACAGUUAACAGCGUCAGCAACUAGAGCCAUCGUGGUGCCUGCAGUCGACGACCAAAUGCACCGAAACACAUCAUAAAGUCGAUGAACUGUACAGCAUUUGGUGGGCAGACAAUAGCUGUCAACGGAGAAUCUCAUUUGUAUUUUACUAACGAUAUAGUUACACCCAGGCAAGAAUAAA